Messenger RNA from Phalaenopsis equestris, 747 nucleotides. Its product is annotated as calmodulin-binding protein 60 D-like. The transcript is spliced from 2 exons. Lineage: Eukaryota; Viridiplantae; Streptophyta; Magnoliopsida; Asparagales; Orchidaceae. Gene Ontology annotation, biological process: regulation of salicylic acid biosynthetic process. Gene Ontology annotation, molecular function: DNA-binding transcription factor activity; sequence-specific DNA binding; calmodulin binding. The record is from RefSeq and is a predicted model, not a curated record. The annotation marks the transcript as partial. Gene Ontology annotation, cellular component: nucleus.
GUGCAAGAGGAGGUGCAAAAUGCAUUCAAACAUCAUGUGCACUCAGUUACCAGUUUGUAAAUUGUGCUGUUUCCUGCAGUAGAAUACUGCCUACAACUCUGACCGAGCCCAAUGUUAGCAGACUAUUUCAGCUUCAUUUCCAUAAUACUUUACCUCAAACAAUUUACACGGGCAGUAGAAUAGAAGCUGAGGGUGGAGUUCCUCUUCAGGUUCUGAUUGUAGAUGUUGUCUCAAAAUCAAUCGUCACUUCUGGUCCUUUCGCAUCAGCCAAAAUUGAGAUUCUCGCUUUGGAUGGAGACUUUGGUGAUGAGGAUGAUUGGUCCGAGAAGCAUUUUGUUGAUAAUAUAGUACGCGAGCGUGAUGGAAAAAGGCCGCUGCUAUCUGGAGAGCUGAUAAUUACGCUGAGCCAAGGAGUUGGAUAUGUUAAUGAUGCUUCUUUCACUGAUAAUUCCAGUUGGAUAAGAAGCAGAAAGUUCAGAUUAGGAGCACGAGUUUGCUCAAGUAAAUUGAUGGAAGGAAGAAUUCGAGAGGCAAAAAGUGAAGCCUUUUUAGUGAAGGAUCAUCGUGGGGAAUGUAAGUUGAUACUUUCAGAAUUAUUAAUAUUCUUAAAUGUAGGAUUUCUGAGAACUCAUUUAAAUGAAAAUUGAGUUUUUAACGCAAAUUACAUUUUCAAUGUACAAAAUGUUGCAUGGACAGACUGAUCAAGCUUGUUCAAAACAUACAUAUAACUCUCACACAGGCACAUAC